Hibiscus syriacus is the source of this 3943-nucleotide messenger RNA. RefSeq lists its product as uncharacterized. NCBI's taxonomy places the organism in Eukaryota, Viridiplantae, Streptophyta, Magnoliopsida, Malvales, Malvaceae. Bases 668 to 3886 code for a protein of 1072 amino acids. The transcript is spliced from 11 exons. The record is from RefSeq and is a predicted model, not a curated record.
GAAAGAAAAAGAAAAGGCCAGGGGAAGAGUUAUUGAUUGGAAACCCUAACUUUGUCUCCCUAUUCUCUCUACCCAACAUACAUCCUUCAAUCCUGGUAGUUCAAUUUCAAUUUUAAUUUUAUUUUCCUAUGUUAAAACAAAACCCUAGGUUUCCCCUUGAGUUCCUCAGCUUAGCACAGAGCCUUAGAAAUUAUCUGAUUUCUAUCUUAAUUAGGUACUUUUGUUGAUUCAAUAUUUGGAAUGAUUUGAAUUCGGGAGAUGCUACAUUUUGUGUAAAUAUCUGUUCCGUCCAAUCGCCAAAGAUCUUUUUCCGUUUAGGCAAAUUCCGGGAGAGAAGAUUUUGGGGGUACUUAAUAUUGUAAUAUUUUGUUACCGUUUGGCUUUUCUGGUAGAUUUACCUGAAUCAAAGAAUGGAAUAGCCUUGCAUAAGCUUUACCUUCAUUUAUGUUAGCCGGGGGAGUUUUGAAUUAGCUUUCUGUCGGGGGUUGAUUAACUAUGGUGAUGCAAUGAUUAGAGAGCAUUGGGAACUUUGAUGGUGAUACGACAUAUGAGAAUCUAUUAGCAGUUAGCAUUUUUCAGAAUUUUGAGUUCUUGAUUAAUGAAUUUCGUUGGGAGCAGCUAGAUUGAAAGUAUUUGGUCGAUAUUCAUCUUUAAGAUUUUUGCAGAAAUGAGCUUAGAAAAUGAUCGACUUUCAUUAGAUCAGCCUGUGGAGUUUAGUAAGGAAUCUCAAAAGACAUCGAGAAUUUCGUAUACCAGAGAAUUUUUGUUAUCAUUCAGUGAACUGGAUGCUUGCAAGAAGUUACCCUCAGGAUUUGAUCGAUCAAUUUUGAGUGAGUUUGAGGAUACAUCACAAGUUCGGCAAAGAAUUCCUGGAACCUUAUCUGAUUAUAGGCGUAAUGAAUAUGGUACCUCGCCGCCUACAAUAGGGGAUUCAGGUAACUAUUCUCGGGGAAUUCAUGGUCGGUGGGACACUCGCCCUGUUGGAAGGAGUGAUAGAGACAAUGAUUCCCAACCUGAUCGGGAAACGGAUGCUGGAAGACGCAUUGGUAAUCAAUCCUGGUGGCAGGGUCCUGAGCAUGAUGGGCUUCUAGGAGGUGGUUCUUUUCCUCGACCAUCUGGGUAUCGAGCUGGAGCAUCAGCUCCGAAGUUCAGAGCUAAUGAUCAGUACCAUCUAAAUAAGACUACUGAACCGUAUCAUCCACCCCGCCCUUAUAAGGCUGCACCCCAUUCAAGGAGGGAAACGAACGACUUGUUUAAUGAUGAGACUUUUGGUUCCACUGAGUGCACUAAUGAAGAUAGAGUGGAAGAGGAAAGAAAGAGGAGAACUUCCUUUGAGUCAUGGAGGAAGGAAGCGUUACAGGAGAAGAAGAUUAAUCCAGAAAGGCUUAAAGGUGACUUUGAUAUUUCCGAAUUGCUAGUGGACUCCAAAGGCGAUAAAGGACUUCCAAAUACAAGCAAGGAAUUAGAAGAACCUAUGCCAGCACCAAAUAUUGAUUUGAACAAAUCUUCUCGUCCCUCACAAGCUCCUGCAUACAGACCACUUGUACCGCCUGGGUUUGCAGGCUCAAUUUUGGAACGGAAUUUGGGAACCAAAACUUCAAAGCAUUCCCAUUCUUCGCAGGCUGGGAGUUCUGAAACUGAGGGCAGCCUUACAGAUGCGAAAGGCAUCCUUUUGUUGAAUGGGACUUCUGAUGGUGAUCUUUUGAGCAAACAUUCUAAACAACAGGCAGAGGGAACUUUGAAUGAGCAGCAGCUUGAAAGUACCGGCAUUCAACUUUUAGCUGAUAAUAAGAGAGGGAAGGCUUUGAAUUUCUUAUCAGCUUUAGAUAAAUCCAAUGAGAGAUUAAGUGUGGAUUCUCAGUUAUACAAGAUUUCUAGUAUCUCCGAAGCUUUUGAAGUACCAGUGAACACUUUAGUUACAGAAACUAAUUCCAAGAACAUGCUAGUGGAUAAACCUUUGACUAAAACCAACCAGGAUGGCCGUUCAACUUCUAUUCUAGACAAGCUUUUUGGCAGUGCUCUUACACCAAAGCCUAAUGACAGUAAACCUGAUGAUGUAUCAGCCCCUGACACUUUCAAUUCUUCUAAGUUUGCCCAUUUGUUUCUGGAGAAAGAGAAUAAAAAACCAAUAGAUGAUCUCUCAACUGGAAGGCCAAAAGAAUUGCUCUCAUUAAUUCAGGGUAGCAAAAAAGGUGUUUCCCAUGGUUCUGAUGUGGUAGCUACUGCGCAUGUAACGCCAAACUUUCCAUUCCAAAUCCUUGGACUUUCAGAUGGGCACGUUGUAUCAAAUUUGAUGUCUCCUGGGAUUGAAAACUCUGAGCAAUCAUGCAAUACUCACGAUGUUAAUAAACCAACUGCAUUUCCUGCUGCCCUCACAUGUGAGGAUCUUGAAAAGUCAAUACUGUCGGGAAGUAUUGAAAAUGAUUCAGUGUUGCCUCCUGCAAUUGAAGGCCGGAAAAUUAUUGAUGCUCAAACUGAGAAGCAAGAAGUUAAUGUCGAUGAUCAUGCAUCCCAGCAUCUUCUUUCGUUGUUACAGAAUAAGACAAGUAUGAAAAGUGUAAAGUCAUCUACUAGUCUAGACAUCAAAUCUUCAGAAACAGUACAAAAUAUUGAAACAAGUGUUGAAUCUGCACCUCGUGACUCUAUGGAGGUGAAUGCAGAAAAUGCUUCUAGUUCAGGGAAGAGUCUAACUCUAGAAGCACUUUUUGGAAGUGCCUUCAUGAAGGAACUACAAUCAGUUGGAGCUCCAGCUUCCAUUCACAAGGGCUCAGCGGAGUCUGCAAGAGUUGAUGUUUUGGAAUCCAACGGCCUUCCUCUUCAUGUCGCAGAUGAUAGUGUCCUUCCGUCCACAAUUCACAUUGGGUCAAACAGGACAACUUUUGAAACAAAUAUAUUACCAUUUUCUCAGAGAGAACACAUUAAAUUUGAUGGCAUUGAGGAGCAUUUCUUAGGAUAUAAUGAUGUUCGGUCUGUUGUGGGAUCAUCACAUCUACGUGCUGAAUUAGGGCCUAGAGGUGGUGAUCUUAAUAGAUCUGCUGAAAUUCAGCUUCCUGAAGAGGACAUUUUGAUUGGCGUCAGUAAUCCUGGGCAACUCCAUAACUUCAUGGCUGGUAAUGUUAAAGCAGGGCAAUUCCAUUCCCAAGAGACACCACUUGAUGUUACUGAGAAACUAGCAGCUUUAAAGGGUGUAUUCUGGGAUGAAAGAGCUGUUGUAGGAAGGCAAGAAGGUCUGCCUUUUCCUGGUUGCUACGAUAUGAGGGAGCCAGAUAUUCUAUUUCUUAACCAAAAUGUGCAGCCAUCUUUCCCGCAGCUUCAUCCUCAAUUGAACCACGGAGGUCCUUUGAUUCAUUCAUUAGAUUCUCAUCCUUCUAACAUCAAUCCUCAGAUGAAAUUCAUGGCUCCAGAAGUCAUCCUUCAUCGUGAUGCUGCCCCAAAUCAUCAACUUCCUGCAAGCGGGCUUCGUCCUCCUUUCCAUCACCCUAGCAGUGGAGCAACUGGGUUCGAUCCUCCAAUGCAUCAUCCUAUGUUACAACAAAUGCCUAUUCCUGGAAACUUUCCACCACCCUACUUGCAACAAGGAUUUCCCAGGGGUGACCCACUGCCUCCUCACAUGGACAUUCAGGAAGAGAAUCCAAUGCAUGGGUUUCCAUUUGGACAUGGCCAAAGGCAGUCCCAACCCAACUUUGCUGGUCUAGGAAUGCCUUCAGGUCAUGAUGGUGGCAGCGGGAGCCAUCAUCCAGAGACAUUGCAAAGGCUGAUUGAGAUGCAGCUCAGAUCAAACUCAAAGCAGAUGAGCCCUUUCGGUGCGUCUGGCAAUAGCCAAGGGAUGUAUGAUCACGGUCACAGCCACAACCCGGAGCUGGACAUGGGUUUUGGGUAUAGGUAAUGGUUUUGUUGAUUCUCUUGCUCAAAUUUGCUGCCCUCUGAAUUGGAAUGAGUUCAA